AAACUGUGCAGGAUGGAACUAAAACCAUUAUUAUCAAUGAGGUUAAGACAAAAACUACUGUUAAAAAAGUGUUUGUUAAACUGAAAGAAGGAAGCUAUGUUUAUAGAAAGAAAAGAGUUAUUGGAAAGAAAUCGGCUGGCAAAGUAAGGGCUCAAUUUGUUUGUACUUCCUGUGAACGGAUGAAAACAUAUACAAGUUGUUUCGCUACUGUACUGCUCCAAGAACAAGAGGAAGAUGACGAAUAUCAUCUGGAGCCUGAUUCCUAUCCUCAUCCAGACAAUCAUGCAUGUGUUUUAUCUGGUAUAGAAGAUCAAGUUUCAAAGUUCCACGAACAAGAAUUAGAUGAGCUGAGAAAUGGUCCUUGCCAGGCAAUCCCUGCUCUUUAUAAGAAAACCAGAUCUGUAUUCACUCGAGAACUGUCUGUCCGGGAAGAGAAAAUUUUGUUUUUGGAUUCGAUCAAACCGUAUGAAGUUUUACAAACUCAAAUAUACGCCAUCAGAAGACUUUUUAUCCCGCCAGCUUUCGCUCUGAUAAUCGAGAUCCAUAUAGUGCUCCACUAACUCUUCUAUGGUUUGAAGAAACAUUUUUUCAAUCCGGACAUUAUCAGUCCAUUACUCCAACUGAUUCCAGCAUUAUAAUGAAGCAUUACAAUAGGAUGAAUAACUCAACAUAUCGAUUGUUUCAGUCUCAGGUUGCCAGGAUGACACUGAGAUCUGUCAACUCAGAUGUUGAGCAAAUUCAACAGCCUGAGAUCCAUAGUUCUGCAAUUAUGCAAGUAACUCCAACCUUGCUCCAGGAGAGAUUAGAUCAAAACAAACCAUCGACCCAGUGCAGAACAAAAAGAAUGUCCACAACAAUUUUAGGCAAUAUGAUGAAAAAUAUAAUAAUGCUUAUAAUUAACAUUUGUUUCCAAUGAAUAUUUCCUAAGUAUUUCAAUUUUUAGAUAGUUCCAGCCCCAAAAGAACUAAACUGUCAGAUACAACAGAUAUCACUCAUCCAUACCAGACCAUCACCAGAAUUUGUCAUCUUUGUAAUUUAAAUUUUAAACGUAAGAGAGGCUGAAAGAGGUGUGUUUGUGGCCGUUAUGUACAUGUAAAAUGUCAUAAAAAUAGAAUUAAUUGCCCAUUCAAGAAUGAAUGACCGGAAUAAUAUGUGGUACACUUAUAAUUUUUCCA
Molecule: messenger RNA, 1175 nt
Organism: Eurytemora carolleeae
Lineage: Eukaryota; Metazoa; Arthropoda; Copepoda; Calanoida; Temoridae
Exons: 2
Coding region: 180-560 (126 amino acids)
Source: RefSeq, a predicted model, not a curated record